AUGCUCUACACGUUCCGGCUGCCCGUUCGGUUUAUCUGGCAGUGUCCCCAUACACCCACCAACGUCCCAUUUAACCGGCAGUGUCCCCAUACACCCACCAACGUCCCAUUUAACCGGCAGUGUCCCCAUACACCCACCAACGUCCCAUUUAACCGGCAGUGUCCCCAUACACCCACCAACGUCCCAUUUAACCGGCAGUGUCCCCAUACACCCACCAACGUCCCAUUUAACCGGCAGUGUCCCCAUACACCCACCAACGUCCCAUUUAACCGGCAGUGUCCCCAUACACCCACCAACGUCCCAUUUAACCGGCAGUGUCCCCAUACACCCACCAACGUCCCAUUUAACCGGCAGUGUCCCCAUACACCCACCAACGUCCCAUUUAACCGGCAGUGUCCCCAUACACCCACCAACGUCCCAUUUAACCGGCAGUGUCCCCAUACACCCACCAACGUCCCAUUUAACCGGCAGUGUCCCCAUACACCCACCAACGUCCCAUUUAACCGGCAGUGUCCCCAUACACCCACCAACGUCCCAUUUAACCGGCAGUGUCCCCAUACACCCACCAACGUCCCAUUUAACCGGCAGUGUCCCCAUACACCCACCAACGUCCCAUUUAACCGGCAGUGUCCCCAUACACCCACCAACGUCCCAUUUAACCGGCAGUGUCCCCAUACACCCACCAACGUCCCAUUUAACCGGCAGUGUCCCCAUACACCCACCAACGUCCCAUUUAACCGGCAGUGUCCCCAUACACCCACCAACGUCCCAUUUAACCGGCAGUGUCCCCAUACACCCACCAACGUCCCAUUUAACCGGCAGUGUCCCCAUACACCCACCAACGUCCCAUUUAACCGGCAGUGUCCCCAUACACCCACCAACGUCCCAUUUAACCGGCAGUGUCCCCAUACACCCACCAACGUCCCAUUUAACCGGCAGUGUCCCCAUACACCCACCAACGUCCCAUUUAACCGGCAGUGUCCCCAUACACCCACCAACGUCCCAUUUAACCGGCAGUGUCCCCAUACACCCACCAAAAGAUGUAUUCUGCUCUUAAACCUCGGAACGGCUACUUCCUCGACUCUUAAGGGAAGCAGUGGCAUACACGAGCAUUUGACAUGA
This is a messenger RNA of Penaeus indicus, 1122 nucleotides long. RefSeq lists its product as uncharacterized. The record is from RefSeq and is a predicted model, not a curated record. The coding region runs from base 1 to 1122 and encodes 373 amino acids. NCBI's taxonomy places the organism in Eukaryota, Metazoa, Arthropoda, Malacostraca, Decapoda, Penaeidae. The transcript has a single exon.